This is a messenger RNA of Trypanosoma theileri, 1149 nucleotides long. RefSeq lists its product as uncharacterized. The transcript has a single exon. The record is from RefSeq and is a predicted model, not a curated record. NCBI's taxonomy places the organism in Eukaryota, Euglenozoa, Kinetoplastea, Trypanosomatida, Trypanosomatidae. The coding region runs from base 1 to 1149 and encodes 382 amino acids.
AUGAUGUUGCUGCGACGACUGUUGUAUUUUAUUGCACUUUUUUUGAGUGUUGCCUGCGUGUGUGUGGUGGCUGGAGAGACUGGAGAACAGGCAGAAAAUACAUGUACUGAUUCCUCAACUGUAUCUAAUGAUGGUGGUGGUUGUGAUACAGGCAAGAAGGGUUGCAAGUGUGAAAAUAAACCCAGUGAAGCUCCGCGUACUGAGUGUACGGAACCUGAGAAGGAGAAAUGCAGUAACGAGGAUGGUGGUAGUGAAGGAGAGUGCCGUAAAGAUACUACACCUCCUUGUCGACCAAAAGAACCAGCUCCCACUUCACCAAAGGAACCAGCUCCAACUACAAGGGUGUCUGAUGCAUCUGGUGGACAUCCUGGUGCUGUUGGACAAGUUAAAGGAGAUGGUGUUGGAGGAGGAGGAAGUGGAAUGGGAGGAAUAAGUGAUCCUGCGAGACACUCAUCACAACUACAGCAACAACAACAACUUCAAGGAGGCGGUCAAGGUCACGUUGCAGGAGAGGAAAUAAAAGAUGGUCUUGCUGAACGUAAGCCCGAUGCAACUGAAAAAAGGGAUAGGGAUGAAAACUCUGCAUUGAAACAACAGGGUGAAGAAGUACUUCAUGAAACAGCAAAAGGCCAAUCAGUUAUUACGAACCCUUCCCUUACCGCACAGCAAUCCGCCCCGAAAGAAAUUGCUGCACCCCAAGGUCCCACAGUUACUUCUACUACUCCUACUACUACUGGUAGUCCUGCUGAUCCUCUUGGUACGUCGUCAGAAAAACAGACACUUGAAGUACAACGUGGGAGUGAAAAGGAUGGUCAAGAUACAGUGGACUCUGCUAAUUCACAGAGCCAGAAUAUCAACGCUGAUGAACAGGCGUCUGAAGGUACACAGUCUAAAGAAGGUAUUGACACACAAUCAAAUGCUGAGAAUGGCACUACAACUGCAGAAAGUGAAUCAACAAACAACACAGGUGAUAUGGGUAAUACAGAUACAACCACCACCACCACCACUACUACAACAACAACACUUCCUCCUGAACUCACAAACAACAAGAAGGGUGAUGCAGACAGCAGCAACAGUAUCAGCAGUUCUGUGUGGGUGCGUGUACCACUACUGAUUGUGGUUACACUGGCCUGUAUUCUUGUGUGCUGA